Molecule: messenger RNA, 2012 nt
Organism: Paraphaeosphaeria sporulosa
Lineage: Eukaryota; Fungi; Ascomycota; Dothideomycetes; Pleosporales; Didymosphaeriaceae
Exons: 2
Coding region: 212-1852 (546 amino acids)
Source: RefSeq, a predicted model, not a curated record
CGCGCUUGGAUCUGCUGCAACCCACUUUGAGUCAUUUUCGCAGUCGCUGUUUGGUCGCGCUUCGUGGCUGCAUUGACUCAUCCGCUUGAUCCUCCACUCACUGUCCAUGACCCGGAAUGACCAUCUGGAUUGCUUACCAUUAGAUGCCGGUUCGCUCGUUUUGACUCGAAUUCGGACACUCUCCCCCAAGAUCCGCCGUUGCUUCUAGGCCAUGCCCAAGAAGCACCAGCCCACCUAUGCAUCGACCAAACCAACAUACGUCCACCCGUCCCUGCAAAGCUCGCGCAACGCAGCUUCGUCUUCCACUCCGUCCCCACAGACCGUGAACGAACGCAUACAGCAACUGCGCCGCGAGCAGGCCCCGCGCGCAACCGCACAACGUAGAGAUGAGGUCAGUGAAGUUGUCAGUGGUCAACGCACCGUGCCGCCCGAGCUGAGGCGGAUUCUGCAUAUGGCAGAGGUUGACGCGCCGAAACCGAAGCCAGGUAGACGGAGAAUGCAUGGCGAAAGACCGCCGCCGGGGCCCGCCGCCCCCACCAGCUGGCUGAGCAAAAGCAGAUGGGCGCCAGACUAUGCGCGGAAGCCCAAGACAUUCGACGGGCAUGACAAUGGCGUCGGUCGAUUUUGCAAGCUGGCGAGUGUUCACAAUGAAGAAUUCAAGCGUCUACCGCCGGCACGAAGCCUCAUUCACCACUGUCUGCGAGCGUUCGCAUUGCAUUGGGAGGAAGUUGCAAUAUACGAGCAACAUUACCUUCCCGCGCUGCCGUUCGCGCUCAAAGAGGCGAUGCUCAGUUACCUCUCCCUAUACGGGGAGCGAUCAUGUCUAGACUUCAAAACGUUCAAGAUCCUGUUCCAGAGCGACAGCGAGGUGGAAGGCGCUUCAGGAUCUGAGGACAUACAGUUCCUCGAUCUGACAGGCUUGCUGAACGAAGGAUAUACGUUGAAGGACCUGGAAAAGUCGCUCCAGCGGUCAGGUCUCGGCGCUGCUGUGACGAGCAGCAUGGCUGGCCUCUCCCUAUCCCCUUCGAAUCGACAGGACAAAGCGCCCAUCGAGAUCGUCGACUCCUGGGAAGAUGAAGCAGAAGACGGCGCACUCUCCGUCCUUCCCCCGACGCUCACCGUCCCCAUCUUCCCCAACCUCACCCGUCUCUCUCUCGGGCACCCCGGAACCGCUGCCUCCUGGACCGACCUCCUCUCUCUCUCAUCCCACCUCAAGACCCUCACCCAUCUCUCGCUCGCAUAUUGGCCGCGGCCCAGCACAACCCCCAACGCAGCAACCACCUCCAUGGUCGCGCGCCACGCGACCGUCUCCCUCGGCGGCUCGCACUUCUACAGUGACCUCGACGACGACUGGCACGAGGCCGCCAAUAUCCUGCGCCGCCUCUCCCUCAACACCUACUGUCUCAAGUGGCUCGACCUCGAGGGCUGCACCUGGCUCAAGGCGCUGACAUGGGACCUGCCCUCCAACGCCGCACCGUACAGAUCGGCCGCCGUCAUGUCAGGCGCCGACGAGUGGGUGCGGCCCUCGUCGUCGCCAGGCCCCGACUGGAACGGCGCGUGGCGGCAGAUUGAGUACAUCAACUUGUUCCAGGGCUGGAUACCCAGCGAUACGAAGAGCCUACAGAAUAUGCCCGCCGGGGUUGUUCCCGUGCAGCUGAUGCGGUGGCUGAGAGAGAACGGGAGGAGGUCGGGUGUGAAGCAGGUGCUGGGGGACGAGGGGGCGUACGGGGCUGUCGAGUGGGUUGAGAAGGAGAAAGUCGCGCGCAGCGUCGGGUUUGCGGUGCAGAGUCUCAGGAAGGUGGGUGGGGGAAAGUAUUGUCGGGUGGACUAUGGCUGGGGUGGAGAACCGUAGUGGGGAGGCUGGCAGGCGCAGAAUGCCACCGCGAAGUGCAUGCAGUACCUUUGAAGACAAUGGCAGAGCUGUAUGCUGUUGUGUCUGUUUUAGCCCCUUGCGGAGAUGCGUUGCUCUCCCGAGACUGUCACUGCAGGAUGCACGGUGCGAUACUUCCCAC